Racocetra persica is the source of this 461-nucleotide messenger RNA. The record is from the annotation of a GenBank genome assembly. NCBI's taxonomy places the organism in Eukaryota, Fungi, Glomeromycota, Glomeromycetes, Diversisporales, Gigasporaceae.
AUGAAAGAGCUCUUGAUGAAUUUUGGCAAGAUUAACUAUAUGAUCGAAUUUUAUAGCAGUGAUGAAGAUCAUGAAGAUUUCGUAAAUAGGUUCAUAUCAUAUAUUACCUUGGCUGAAGUAAAUAAUAAUGCAAAUAUUCUCAUUAUAUUAGAUCGAUCCUUAAAAGGAGAAGUGAGAGAAUGGUAUCAUAAAGAAUUUAACAAUAAAAAUUGGAAGUUAGAAAAUAUACUUGAUAACUUUGAUAUAGGUGCAACAAUAGCACAUAUUCGUGGUACUAAUGCAGGAGGUAUAACAGGUGCAGUCGCUUUUUUUCCAAAUGUUCCACUUGGACUUACAGGUACGCAAAUUAUCCCUGCUCGAAAUGUUGCUAAAGAUUGGACAAUAGUGGGAGGAUGCCCAACUAAUGCAGUACCGGUUGCACCAAAUGCUGGAGGAGGUGUUCCUAUUAUUCUAGCAGGAAU